Sphaeramia orbicularis (orbiculate cardinalfish) is the source of this 1598-nucleotide messenger RNA. RefSeq names its product endothelin 1 (gene edn1). The transcript has 5 exons. The coding region runs from base 170 to 763 and encodes 197 amino acids. NCBI's taxonomy places the organism in Eukaryota, Metazoa, Chordata, Actinopteri, Kurtiformes, Apogonidae. The record is from RefSeq and is a predicted model, not a curated record. Gene Ontology annotation, molecular function: endothelin B receptor binding; hormone activity; endothelin A receptor binding. Gene Ontology annotation, biological process: regulation of systemic arterial blood pressure by endothelin; vein smooth muscle contraction; intracellular calcium ion homeostasis. Gene Ontology annotation, cellular component: extracellular region.
AUGUGGGACCACAUUGUCAGAGAGACUCCAGACUGACGCCUCUGCGCUCCUGAGGACUGAUCACUGCAACCCUUUUUGCGAACCAACAACAACAGAGGAUCAUUAUUUUCCACUUUUCUGAGGAUUAUUUAUAUUUUUCAGCACAUUUUUCCAACAGAAGACUUUAAAAAUGGAUAUGUACAUUUUGUUUUCCGUCUUGUCAGUGAUGUACUCUUGUAUUUUACGCACAGCUCUAUCUGCGCCUUCUGGAAACGCACCAACUGAUUCCACCGUCACCCAAGAGCGCCAUGUGAGGACUAAACGCUGCUCCUGCGCCACUUUCCUGGACAAGGAGUGCGUCUAUUUCUGCCACCUGGACAUCAUAUGGGUCAACACACCUGAACGCGUGGUUUCGUACGGACUGGGAAACGCACCCAGGACGAAGCGCGCAGUCCGGGGCUCCAUGGCAACCGGAGAUGGACGUCGCUGCAAGUGCGCCCGUGAAAACGAUAUCACAUGUAGGAACUUCUGCCAGCUGGAAAACCACCUCGGGUAUGAGACAUCGACAGACACGGUGAUCCACUCUGCCCACGGCGAUGCUUGUACCGAGGCUCAGUGCAAACACAAGCUGGCAGUCGACACGGGCAAGAUUAAGAGAAACAGAAAACAGGUGUCGCCUGUGGCGCUCAGGGCGGUGGUGAAAACCCGCCUGCUGCUUGAGAAGUGGAGGGUGAGACAGCGCCACAGGGCCAGAGCAUGGGAGGGCGAGAGCACAGCCUCCUAAAGACGACACAGCGCCUCCACACCCUGUCACUCAGAGGAGGAAAAAGGCUUUAGAAUCACGGGCCCUUCUCUAAAGUCAUCUUCUGUGGGGAGCCCGGGGCCACAGCCCCCCAGGAUGGCACUGGAGACUCCACAUAAAGCUGGAGAACCGUCUCCUCGUCGGUGCCGUGAAGCGUCUGCAGCAGAGCAGAGCACAUUUACUACUCUACAUGGUUGCACUUCAGAGGAAUGAGACAAUCCAAGGAGUUCAGGUGAACACAGAUAAGCUGAACGGAGGACUUGGCCUUGCAGAGUCAGAGGCAGACAUUGACCUGCCCCGGGGUCAUGGACAGACUCACCUACAGACACAGUCACACUUUGAAAGACACCAUUUCACAUUUCACUAACUUGACUUUACCUGGAGAAUCGAACGUCCCUGUUGCAGACAGCAAACCUCUUCCAUUUGGACAAACCAGUCAUGAUGUUCUAGCAGAUGCAGAACAGACUGUUGUGCUUUAACAGGGUGGAUUAUGUGCCUUGUGUCGUUUCUCUACAUGAGACAUUUUUCACCGACUGAAACUCCACUGCAUUUAUGUCACAGGUUGCUGUUGUUAUUGUAGCUAUGCAGUACUGUAACUCCUGCAAGGUUUUCUUGCAGAUGUUAUCACAUUUUUUCCACUGAUCUUAAUUUAAAUUGUCACUAUUUUCUGUGUUGUAUUAUUUAUUCAUUUCAUACAUUGCAUUUUUACGGCCACAUUGGUCUUGAAUAUGUUUGGUUUCUCAUUUCUGUGAAAUGUAUUAUCACCAAAAUACCAAGAUAUGGUCAAACUUAAUAAAUUUUUACACUUUUAUUUAAA